Messenger RNA from Colossoma macropomum (tambaqui), 1782 nucleotides. RefSeq names its product radical S-adenosyl methionine domain containing 2 (gene rsad2). The record is from RefSeq and is a predicted model, not a curated record. Gene Ontology annotation, molecular function: 4 iron, 4 sulfur cluster binding; catalytic activity. The coding region runs from base 157 to 1233 and encodes 358 amino acids. Gene Ontology annotation, biological process: defense response to virus; positive regulation of immune response. NCBI's taxonomy places the organism in Eukaryota, Metazoa, Chordata, Actinopteri, Characiformes, Serrasalmidae. Gene Ontology annotation, cellular component: mitochondrion; endoplasmic reticulum; endoplasmic reticulum membrane. The transcript has 6 exons.
AGGCGUAUAUGUUUCCUGUGAACAGCAGCUUCUGUGAAAGGAGCCUGAAGCUCAUCUGUUUCGGUUUCCUUUCCUCAGCCUCACCGAGCUCACCGGCCCUUAUAAGAGAGCGCUCAGUGCAGCACUCUCACUCUCCCUGUUACUCACUCUCUCAGCAUGCUCCACUCGAAUCAGCUGGCUUUAGUCAGGCUGCUCCUGCAGCUGUGCAUCAGCAACGUGCACGCGCGUCUCUCUACUCUGCUCAAGUGGACGACUGAAUGGCUGAGAGGGAGAACCGGACAGAGCAAACUGACCCCGAGAGACCAACCCAGAGCGUCCACAGCGGGACAGAGAGAUCCGCACAGAGUUCAGGUCACAACUCCCAGAAGUGUGAACUACCACUUCACCCGCCAGUGCAACUACAAAUGCGGCUUCUGCUUCCACACCGCAAAGACUUCGUUCGUUUUACCCAUCGAGGAGGCAAAGAGAGGAUUACAGCUGUUAAAGGAAGCAGGGAUGGAAAAAAUCAACUUCUCGGGUGGAGAGCCUUUCUUACAUCAGAGAGGCGUGUUCCUGGGUGAAAUGGUGCGCUACUGUAAGCAAGAGCUUGAGUUACCGAGCGUCAGCAUCGUCAGUAACGGAAGCACGAUAAAGGAGAACUGGUUCCAGCAAUAUGGAGAGUAUCUGGACAUUCUGGCAAUCUCAUGUGACAGCUUUGAUGAGGAGACCAACAGAGCUAUCGGUCGAACUCAGGGCAGGAAAAGUCACUUGGACAAUCUGCAUAAAGUGCGGAACUGGUGCAGAAAGUACAAGGUGGCCUUCAAAAUCAACUCAGUGAUCAACACCUUCAACAUUAAUGAAGAUAUGACAGAGCACAUCACUUCCCUUAAUCCUGUGCGCUGGAAGGUGUUCCAGUGUCUGCUGAUUGACGGUGAGAACACAGGAGGGAACAGCCUUCGGGAAGCGGAGAAAUUUGUCAUUGGUGACCAGGAGUUCCAAGAUUUUUUGGACCGACACCAGAGCAUUGAGUGCCUGGUCCCAGAGUCUAAUCAAAAGAUGAGAGACUCCUAUCUGAUUCUGGAUGAAUAUAUGCGUUUUCUGGACUGUCGAGCAGGAAGGAAAGACCCGUCAAAGUCCAUUCUGGAUGUUGGGGUGGAGGAGGCCAUCAAGUUCAGUGGAUUCGAUGAGAAGAUGUUUCUCAAAAGGGGGGGCAAAUAUAUAUGGAGCAAAGCAGAUAUGAAACUGGAUUGGUGAUUAACUUCAGUAUUUACCAUGUUUGUUGGCUAACACAUCCCUUUUUUAUGUUCCUGACAACUCAGUAAUAAGUAUGUUACUAUGUCAUGUUAUUUAUCUAUGUGCUAUAUUUUUGCUAUAUGCAUUAUUUUAUUUGUAAUGGAUGGAUUGGAUUGGAUGGAUUGUUUUCUCUCAGUACUAGCCUAUUAAUGUUACAUUACUUUUGAUCUAUAUGUGCUCAGAAGUACUCACUUUAUUUAGUAUAUUAAAUAUAGCAUUAUGACACAUAGGAAUACUCCUUUUUAGUAAAACAAGCCUAAGUUUUGUUGUUGUUUUUUUUUGUUUUACCAUACUAAAUUAUUUGUUAGACAUAAAUGGGUUAUAUACUGUGUGUAUAUUCCUCACUUUCUCUGAUCUCAUGGCUUUACUGGAGCAGCAAUACCCUUAACAUAAAAGCAUAAUUGUCUAAAGCAUAAAAGCAUAAACAUCUUUUGGUAUUCACUUUGCACAAAUUACAGCAUUAUGUCAAUAUCUGUGUUAAAUAAAGGUCUAUAUUUGUGACAAAACCUA